Molecule: messenger RNA, 1629 nt
Organism: Parnassius apollo (apollo)
Lineage: Eukaryota; Metazoa; Arthropoda; Insecta; Lepidoptera; Papilionidae
Source: the annotation of a GenBank genome assembly
AUGAAGAUCCAGAACUUCACUGUUCAAAAAAGACAGUCAGUAGUCAGAGUGGUCUACGGCACACUUUUGGCGAUCCUGGCGGUUGUGUCAAUGGCUGUAAACCCUGUAGACAUUUUCACGAAUUGGUAUCUCGAUAUAAAGGAGGGCAAGUUUAUAUAUCGCAUGUGGCAAAAACCGACGUACGAGCUGUUUUCCGAGGUCCACGUUUUUAAUUAUACUAACGUGGAUGAGUAUUUGAAGGGGAGCGACAAAGCCAUGAAACUGCAAGAGAUUGGACCCUUCACGUUUCAAGAAAUCCGCACAAACAGUAACAUCACCAUUGACAAGGAACGGGGCGUGAUGUCGAUGUGGCCGAAAACCGAACUGAAAUUUUUGCGCGAGAAGUCCAUAGCAGAUUAUAAGGACGUACAAAUUGUCGUGCCGAAUAUUGCAAUGAUUGCCAUCAGCACCUUAAUAGCAGAUAAGUUAGGAUAUCUAGCCAACGCUGGAGCUUACUACUCCAUAAGUGCUCUUGGCUCCAAGCUCUUCUUGAAUAUGACUGCAGAGGAAUUGCUGUGGGGAUACACUGACCCAAUUGUAUCAAUUGCUAACACAUUCUUGCCCGGUUGGAUCGACUUUCAGAAGAUCGGAAUUCUAGACAGGUUCUAUCUACAUAGAGAGGAACAAUUUGAAGUGGAGCUAAGAGAUAAGUCCAAAAGGUUUUCUAUUAAUUCUUGGAACGAUUCACCAGGACUGGUUGAGCAGGGCUUCGUAGAUCUUAACACAAGUAACCUAUGCAACCGAAUCAAGGGCUCUUUUGAGGGUUUUAUGUUACCUCCUCAAAUCUCAAAAGACACGGUUUUCCCUAUAUUUAGGAGACAGGCCUGCAGAAUAUACCCUUUUUCUUUUCGCGAAGAGGUUAAAGGAGAAUUUGGAUUCAACUAUUAUAGAUUCCAGUUGCAAGAUUCAGCCUUCAACAAGACCUCUCCAUAUGCCUGCGAGUGUUCGAAAAAUUGCCUCCCUGAUGGAUUCAUUGACAUCAGCAAUUGUUACUAUGGUUUUCCUAUAACUCUAUCGAAACCUCACUUAAUCGACACAGACCCAGUGCAACGGACUUACUUCGAAGGCCUCGAUCACGCUGACGGCGAUAAAUAUAAAUCGCUACUCGACGUGGAACCGACAAUUGGCGUCCCCCUUGCUAUAUCGAUCAAUAUCCAGGUGAACAUCGCUGUGAGGACUUCUCUAGGAAACCCGGUCACAAAACCCCUGAAGGAUAAGGUUCUGCCUAUCUUACGCUUGUCAUUGUUUUGUAAAGAGGCACCUCCGAAUGUAAUUGAAUUGUUACGACUUCGUUUUGUCAUCGCUCCGCCGCUAGUUAUCACAAUAGAAGUGUUGCUCUUCAUCAUUGGAGUAUUCUUCUCGCUCCAGGGCUUCUAUCGAAUGUGGAAACCUAAGUAUAAACUAAUACAACAAGACGAAAAACCUAAAAGUAGAAGGAAAAGUAGUGAGAGAAGAAGAAGUAGUGUCAUUCUUAAUAUGUCUGAUAAUUGCGGAUUCAGAGAUGACGAUGAUCUUGCAAAACAAGCUGUGUCACUUCUCUCAAUAACUGAAGAAGACAGAGACGUGCCUGAUAUGUUCGGAGAUUCAUGA